GUUUCCUGCCCUUUUCUUGCCGGCAAUGUCCUUCCAGUUAUUAUAGCUCUUGUCGGAGGCCGGGCCCUUCGGUGGCGGUGGUGGAUGCUCGGUCUUCUGCUUCUUUUCGAACUUGCCGCCUUUGCCCCUACGAGCCUCCUGCAUUGCCCGCAUCCUCUCCCGCUUUCUCUUGGUUUCCUCGUCCUUCCUGCGGCGUUCAUCCUCUCGUCUCUCCCGCAUCCUGCGCUCUUCGUUCAUGCGGAGAUUUCUCUCCGCCUGUUCCUUCUCGAGAAUCUUCGCCAAGUCCUCUGGCUCGACCUUCAGUGCACGCUCGAACGGUUCCAGCAUGCGAAGGAUCAACGUCUCCCGAUUCCGCCAGCAGAUGUCGCACUUCAGGUCACGCUCGGAUGAUGGAUCGACGUGCAUCAGGUCGUGGCCGCACUCGGCGAGGCGGUCGGGGUUUGUACGUAG
Tricharina praecox is the source of this 450-nucleotide messenger RNA. RefSeq lists its product as uncharacterized. The record is from RefSeq and is a predicted model, not a curated record. NCBI's taxonomy places the organism in Eukaryota, Fungi, Ascomycota, Pezizomycetes, Pezizales, Pyronemataceae. The coding region runs from base 85 to 390 and encodes 101 amino acids. The transcript has a single exon.